ACAUUCGAACCUGAAAUAAUGCUCCUAACUACUGGUUUAGCAUCGUUUUGAACUGCUUCCGUAGUAAUUACUGUGACGUAAACACCCGAUAGAAAACGAUAGGAGAAGUAUAACGUUUUGAAAGAAAUGAUUAACGUUUACACGAUUAUGUGUUCCGCGAAAUAGCAGGAAUAUUUUAGUCGUGUUUUUUGUUCCCCGGGUGUUUGACUUGCUGAGUUAAUUUUAUAAAUAACGUAAUCGCAUAGUUUAUUGAAUUUGUUCACGUUUAAAUUUUAAUCGAAACGAUAAGUUUGAGACAUUGAAAGGCAGAUCAAUAAUUUUGCUGAUCAGAGAAUAAUUUUGUCACGGGGAAAUCGAACUUUGGUAUCUGCGAACAUAAUCAAAGCGUUCAUUGCGGAGUAAAGAAGGACUCGUUGCGAAAUCGCGUUUCACGGUGUUGUGCAUCGUGUAGUAGGGUCAAAUCGUUGCACUACGUUUCUAUUUAUCAUCUCCUCUCUUUUUUCUCCUCUCGUGAUCUCUUUACUGUCACUUGUUCCGCGUGUGACUAAAGACCAGCUAAUCUAAACUCAAUUAUUCAAGAAUUACGAGACUGUUCCUGUAACGACUCAUUUGAAAAAAUUUUAUCGAACUAAAUAAGCUAAGCAGGACUUAGUUCUGCUAUAAUUUAAGGAGCAAUGAUUCAAUACGCAUUAACCAUAUUUCUUCUGACGACGAUAAUUAGCGGGAUUUUACCUUCUAAAGUCUGCAACCCAUCUAAGGAGAACUGGCAAUCCAAUAUCGGUAUACUUCUUUCACCCAAAAUCUCGCGGUCGAGAAGCCACGAGAUAGAGAUUUAUUGGAACAACCUGAACAUUCAAUCCGGCGAUAAAAUUUCGCUUUACGAGGAACAUCCUCUUGGCUAUUCGACUGUGGUUUACACUGUAAUACCAGAAGGUCCAAAUGGACGACAGAAAACUGGGAAAUUCGCGGAGUUUGUACCCAGUUCGAAUCUUUCUUUCGUACAGGAAUGCACAAAAUAUGGCGUAGCCUGGUUAACACAGACAAAUAUCAAAAUGACAAACUGUCUAAAAUCACAACCCACCUGGAUGAAAGAAAGAGAAGACAUUUUGGGGAACUUAACAAUGAGUCAAAUCUUUUUGCCGGGGACACAUGAUUCCGCGUCUUACGAUGAAGGAAGUCGAAAGAUAAACAUAGUCUCGAAUUUUGCCAUAACACAGGACACAAAUAUCCUGGGUCAACUGAUACAUGGCGUUCGAUACUUGGAUAUCAGAGUAGGACGUUAUCCGGAGACAAAAGAAAUUUGGUGGACCAACCACGGACCGUUUUACCGUUCAGUCUCUCUAAAAACCGUGAUCGAUCAGGUGAAAACGUUCCUCGACCACACCGAAGAGAUAGUGAUCCUUGACAUUCGUGAAUUUCCCAUCGGCUUCCAUUCUUUAUCGGAACACACCGAACUGGUGAAGUAUUUAGAAAAUGAAUUCCGGGACUAUUACCUUGAAUACAACCGUGGAUGGAUCAUGACGUUAAAUGAGAUCUGGUCCACCGGGAAAAGAUUGAUAAUUGGCUAUGAAAACUCUUGGAUGGUGCACAGCCAUGGUACUGUGUGGCCAUGUGUGACACACCAAUGGGGUAACGUCAGAAAUGUCGAAAAUUUGUACAAGUACUUAAACAAAAUUGAAAGCAACGACAGGAGGACUAGACAGAGACCACGAGCAGCGAUGGCGGAAUUGACAGCAAGUUUCAAUGAUGUUCUUUUCAAUUCACUCGGUGGUCUUCGAAACAUGGCGUACAAGGUCAACUUGAAUGUCACAAAUUGGUACAGUACCAUCUGGCAAUUCAGUGCCAAUAUCGUGGCGGUGGAUUUUGUUAGAGGCAGUGAUAUCGUGGACGUUGCGAUUAAAUCGAACGAGAAUCGUCACUCACAUUGUCGAUAGUUAAUUGUAUUUAAAAGGAGAGGUAAAGCAUUCAAGGUGUAACCUUUUUUAUUUGUUGCUACAUAUUUAAAACUUCAAAAUGUUACUAUAUUUCUAAAUCUGUUAUACAUC
Messenger RNA from Megachile rotundata (alfalfa leafcutting bee), 2045 nucleotides. RefSeq names its product PI-PLC X domain-containing protein 3. Lineage: Eukaryota; Metazoa; Arthropoda; Insecta; Hymenoptera; Megachilidae. Gene Ontology annotation, biological process: lipid metabolic process. The record is from RefSeq and is a predicted model, not a curated record. Gene Ontology annotation, molecular function: phosphoric diester hydrolase activity.